Molecule: messenger RNA, 1748 nt
Organism: Arachis ipaensis
Lineage: Eukaryota; Viridiplantae; Streptophyta; Magnoliopsida; Fabales; Fabaceae
Product: magnesium transporter MRS2-4
Biological process (GO): magnesium ion transport
Molecular function (GO): magnesium ion transmembrane transporter activity
Source: RefSeq, a predicted model, not a curated record
ACAAAGCUGCAGGUUGCUGCUGAGGCCUUAUACAAACAAAUUAGGUGUUUGAGAAAACGAUGAUGUGAUGUGAUGUGUUGUGUGUGUCAGGCCUACUCUCCCAAGAAUUCUGAUUAUUAUUUAAUUAUCACUUAAUCACUCUUAUUAGCUGUUACUAAUCAGGAUUCAACCAUGGGCAAGGGCCCCUUCUCCUUUCGCCGUUCCGGCUCUGGCUCCGGCUCCCGCCGCCGCCACAGGAAGAUCAUCGUCCCGCCCGAAUCUCCUCCCCCUCCCACCUCCACUACCGCCAUGUCGCCCGCUGACAACGCCAGUAACGCAAUGAUCUCCGGCGGCGGCGGCGGUGGCGGUGCCGUCGCGAUGACGAAGGUCAAGAAGAAGGCCAGCGGAGCGAGGCUGUGGAUGCGGUUUGAUCGGUCGGGGCGAUCGGAGCUGGUUGAGCUUGAUAAGAACGCCAUCAUCCGCCACGCCGCAAUUCCUACCCGGGACCUCAGGAUCUUGGGCCCUGUCUUCUCCCAAUCCUCCAAUAUUCUUGCUAGAGAGAAAGCUAUGGUGGUUAAUUUGGAGUUUAUAAAGGCUAUAGUCACAGCUGAAGACGUGCUAUUGCUUGAUCCUCUACGCCAGGAAGUUCUUCCGUUCGUUGAACAACUCAGGCAACAAAUUCCACAUAAAACUCAACCUCAACUUCGUGGGCCUGCUGGUGAACAAGAAAGUGAAAUGCAGGUUCCGACCGGCAGACAGUGGUUGCCUGUGCCAGAGUCUGCUGAAGGGUUGCAAUCUGAGCUUCCAUUUGAGUUUCAGGUUUUGGAGAUUGCUUUAGAAGUUGUGUGUACCUCUCUGGACUCAAGUGUGGCAGACCUUGAGAGAGGUGCUUACCCUGUAUUAGAUGAUUUGGCUAGAAAUGUUAGUACCAAGAAUCUUGAACAUGUGCGAAGUUUGAAGAGCAAUCUUACGCGUUUGCUGGCACGGGUGCAGAAGGUACGGGAUGAAAUUGAACAUCUGUUAGAUGACAACGAAGACAUGGCGCAACUAUAUUUGACAAGGAAGUGGUUGCAGAAUCAGCAACUUGAUGCUCAUGUGGGGGCCACAACCUUGAACAACCUUUCUAGUACUCGUCGACUUGGUUCUACCAGAAGUGGAAGUCUGGUAACUAGUAACUUGGGGGAUGAUAAUGACGUGGAGGAUCUGGAAAUGUUGCUUGAAGCAUAUUUUAUGCAGUUGGAUGGAACUCGUAACAAGAUAUUGUCUGUUAGGGAGUAUAUUGAUGAUACAGAAGACUAUGUCAACAUCCAACUUGAUAAUCACAGAAACGAACUUAUUCAGCUGCAGUUGACAUUGACAAUUGCAUCAUUUGCGAUUGUUAUUGAGACUGCGAUUGCCGGUUCAUUUGGUAUGAACAUUCCUUGUUCACUUUAUAACGUACAUGGAAUAUUUUGGCCCUUUGUUUUGAGCACUUGUGCUGGUUGCUUCUUGAUUUUCCUGCUUAUACUGGCAUAUGCAAGAUGGAAAAAGUUGCUAGGAACAUAAGUGUAAAUUGAUAUUGACCGUUGGUUUGUCAUUACAAUUGACUAUACUAAUCUCAGCAAUCAGUGAUUAUAGAUGCGAACAUAGCCUGGAUUACCUGUACUGUGAAAUUUAUAAUAAUCUCAAUUUGUCACAAGUUUGUUUACUGGUCUGUAAAAUAACCUCAAAACGUGUUUAGUAGCUCAAGAUAUGCAUGACAUCAUGAUGCAUGCAACUUACGAGGUUGA